AUCCUCGACGCGGGACGCUCCGGCGGUCCGCAUGAGUCACGAACGUGGCUUUCGCCGGUUGCUCGUUGCGCGCAGUUGAUCGCAGCUUGUACACUAGCUCUCUCGUCGGUGCAUUUCGUCUGGUUAAUACGUACGAUGCAGUCGGCGUGCACGACGGCACUCGUCCCAUUCGACCGGAUGGACAUGGAGGAGAGCGAAGCGCGUUUCGGUGCAGGCUGACGCGGCUCGCUCGAUCGCGUCCUUCGAUAGUUUCCUAGUUUCGAAACGCGACGAGUAUCGCCGCGAUCUCGCCGCGCUCCGGAGACUUUGUUCGUUGUCGACGGGGCAAGAAGAGUGAAAAAGAGAGUGCACGAGUGCGAGUGCUCGGACGCGGAAAGCCGGUGAACGCGACCGGAAGAGCGCGUGUUUGCCUCGGAUCGGGUAACGAACGCGAGUGAACGCCGUUCUAUACUCCAUCGUAAACGCUUGUUCUCAUUCGGAAAAACGCAUGUGCGAUGCGAAAAUCAAACAACAGUGAGUGAAACGAGAGAAAAAUAAAAUGGACGGAAAGGAAGAUAGACAUUAACGGUUUAUGUAACUUGCGUGUAACUGCACAGUUACGGAGAACGGUGUAUGCUGAAAUCGAGCCGACAACCAGCCCGUCGACUUUGAUCCGCUCGUUCGACGAGUCCAUGUUGAAGGAUCACGUGGGUCCGUUUAAAAGUUUGCCAAGAGUCCGGACAGGAGGACGCGAGGAGGAAAGGCUGGUCGCGUAUCGAGCGGAAGACGAGAGGUUCUUUCUUCUUGACUGGUGGGUGAAAAAGCUGGCCAAAAGCGUGACCGAGUGAAUUCUGCGCCAUGGACGAUCGGGAUAAUUUGUUCUGUCGGUCGCAUCCGAACAGAGGCUCUAUUCGAGGGCAAAGUGGUCGCAAGAACGUCGCAACGAGCGUUGUUGCGAUGACGGACAAUCAGCGUCGUGCGAUGCCUCGACGGAGCAAGGAAACGAGUGAUAAUUCAGCCGCGAGUGGAAGACUCGCCGCACCUCUCACGGCGUUCGAUAACCUGAAGCAAUGGGAACUGGUAGAGGAUGAUCGCGGUCUGCAAGUGGUGGAGAAGAAAAACUCUGCCAAUCCUGUCCCCAGGAACGUCGAACGUUCCUCGAACUCCGCCGAGAUUCGAACUCCGCCUCUCGCCGCGAGAAAGACGCUUCCGGCGAGCCCCACGAUGGACCCGAAUAUCGGGGAAAAACUGAUGGCCUUCAGAGCCUCGAAGAUCAUUCAGCCGAUCGCGGUGCCUCGAGAUAGUCUGAAUUUGAUCUUGAAACAACCGAAGGGCUCCGCCACGGGAAGCACCGACAUGCUUCAACGUUUGGAGCAGCAGGUCAAGGCCAUCGAAAUGGACACACUCGCGGCCAGAACGCGUCCAUUGGAGAUCAGCUCCGAUUUCGAAUCGGAAAUUCAAUACAGGGACCUUCGAUACAGGGAACACGAGGAUCUACUUCGAAACGUGACGGAUGACGACGAGGCCGAGGGGGCCUCCACGUUGCACCGAGGAGACGCGACGAGGAACUCGACGGGAAACACCGGCGUGGCGACGAAGAAACCCACUACGAAAUUAUCGAGGACGGCCUCGGACACGAGGCGAGGGCAGGAAACGGAAGUGCCCCUUCGUGCGCACCCUAGGGUACAGCAAACUCGUGCAUUCCCACGGCCCAUCAUCACGAAAAAAGAUCAUCGGCAACAGCAACAACAGCAGAAGCAGCAGCAGCAGCAGCAACUGCUGCAACAGCAACAACAACAACGGCAGAGCAACGUGAUCAACAAUGCACUAAGGCCAUUGUCAGACAUCAUGCAGAAGAGUGGUCAAAAUGAAAAGGAGUUACAGACAGGGGAUGGCGUGGGAGUGUCGAGUAGCGGUGGUCGGCUCUCCUCGAGGAGUCGGACCUCGGAGGAGCCCCACAUUGGCAAGUACAAAUUACUCAAAACAAUUGGUAAGGGUAACUUUGCCAAGGUAAAACUUGCCAAACAUGUACCCACCGGGAAAGAAGUGGCUAUCAAAAUUAUCGACAAGACUCAACUGAAUCCCGGUAGCCUUCAAAAGUUAUUCCGGGAGGUAAGAAUAAUGAAGAUGCUCGAUCAUCCGAACAUAGUGAAGCUUUUCCAAGUGAUCGAGACGGAGAAAACACUGUACCUGGUUAUGGAGUAUGCUAGCGGCGGCGAAGUGUUCGAUUAUUUGGUUCUACACGGUCGAAUGAAGGAGAAGGAGGCGAGAGCUAAGUUCAGGCAGAUCGUGUCUGCCGUGCAAUACUGCCAUCAAAAAAAGAUUAUUCACAGGGACUUGAAGGCGGAGAAUCUGUUGCUCGACAGCGAGAUGAACAUCAAGAUCGCUGAUUUCGGCUUUAGCAAUGAAUUCACACCGGGCAACAAGUUGGACACCUUUUGUGGAUCGCCGCCUUACGCAGCACCCGAACUUUUUCAGGGUAAAAAGUACGACGGACCCGAAGUAGACGUCUGGUCGUUGGGAGUAAUAUUGUAUACUUUAGUGUCCGGUUCGUUGCCCUUUGACGGCUCGACCUUGAGGGAACUAAGGGAAAGGGUGUUGAGAGGAAAAUAUCGGAUCCCGUUUUACAUGUCCACCGAUUGCGAAAACCUUUUGAAAAAGUUUUUGGUGCUCAACCCGACGAAACGGGCUUCUUUAGAGACUAUAAUGAAAGACAAGUGGAUGAACAUGGGAUACGACGACGACGAAUUGAAACCGUACUUAGAACCUGAACCAGAUUAUAAAGACCACAAGAGGAUAGGUGAGUCUGCCAAGGCCCUGGCUAGCAUGGGAUACACGAGGAGCGAAAUCGAAGAUUCGUUAGGGCAAGCAAAGUACGACGACGUGUUCGCCACAUACUUAUUGUUAGGAAGAAAGACGACCGAUCCUGAAUCGGACGGUUCGCGGUCAGGCAGUUCGUUGUCGCUGCGCAACAUUCCACCGCAGGCUGGUUCGGGCGGCGGCGGAGGAGGCGGAGGAGGAGGAAGCGGAGGAGGAACAGGUGGCGCGGUGCAAAGCCCGUCUCACAGAGGUGUUCACAGAAGUAUUUCCGCUAGCAAUCCAAAACCGAGUAGACGAGUUUCGUCCGGUCUUGAAACGCUUCGAACAGCACCGAGUCCAGGAAACGCAACGAACCAUAAUCACGCGACUGCUACAACCGGCGGCACCGUGACUGGAACCAGCGGUAGUAAUUUUAAACGACAAAAUACCGUGGACGCGGCCACGAUCAAGGAGAACAGUGCUCGUGUAUCCGCGAGCCGACCCUCGGCUCCUAAAAACAGUCCAGGCCAAUUAGAUACCAUGACAAUGUUCAUUCUAGGCGUGGGUACAAGUCCCGGUGGUAGGGGAUGGGCAGGAAAGAGCAACACGAUGAAUGCAGGGGUAGGUGGUGGUCGGCCACUCACCUCACCUGCCCCUGGUUCUGUUGGUCGACGUAGUACCAUCUCUUACGAUCAAGCAAAAACGUCCUCCUCGUCUACCGAAAGAACCAACGACGCACCCAGCCUGGGCGAGGGCACUAGACCAACGCGGGGUCACACCAAGUCUGCGAGCAUCAGCGCAGGUCACCGUUCCUCGACUGGCGUACCCCCCAGCGACCAUUCACUACUGGACCCACAACCACGCAACGCCCACAACUCCUUACUCGCCACUGCUGACCCUCUUAGACAGAGCUUGGGCGUGUCUCCAAGCAAUAGACUGGCAACACCUACAACACCAGCAUUUCCUCGAAAUGUUCCAAGCCGUAGCACGUUCCAUUCUGGCCAGAACAGAGCUCAGCGAAAUCAUACUCAGGGUCACACGCAUACACAGGAUACGAAUGCAAUUAGCCCACUAGCGAGACCGUCCUUCUUCUCGAAAUUAUCCUCGAGGUUCUCCAAACGCCCCAUGGACCCAUCCGUACCCCCCAAGCACCCAGUAGUGAGCGGAGCAACCACUAACGAUGAGCAGGUUAAACCACGCAGUCUACGUUUCACAUGGAGUAUGAAAACUACGAGUAGUCGAGAUCCGAACGAAAUCAUGUCCGAAAUUCGAAAGGUAUUGGACGCCAAUAAGUGUCAGUACGAACAGCGCGAAAGGUUCCUGCUGCUGUGCGCGCACGGCGACGCGGCGACCGACAGUCAAGUACAAUGGGAAAUCGAAGUCUGUAAACUGCCACGACUUUCUUUGAACGGCGUACGGUUCAAACGCAUCUCAGGCACGUCGAUCGGUUUCAAAAACAUUGCCAGCAAGAUAGCGAACGAGCUCAAGCUGUGACUGCCGACAACAGGCGCUCUAGCCGCCCGCGCCAACCCAUAACGCCCUCGUGAUCGAUGACACGGACUCGGGUCUGAAAGCGUUCACUUUCACUAUUACUUCUUCUGGGACGAAUCCUCCUCAUCCUCCACCACUUCCGCUUCGAUUUCCGAUUCCCAGUCGUUCAAGUCCGACACCGAUUCCUGUUCCCAAUCCGAAUCCGAUCCGAACAGAGAGAUCUUCGUUUAACCAGAAUCAUCCCGAACCCAGGUGAACCCAGUCGAACGGCGAAAGUAACGUCAGCCGAGCUGAGCUGAGCUAUAAAGUUCACACCGAUCGCACACCGAUCUACAAACGCGUAACAAUCGUGCCCCGGCUUCCGGAUAUUAGGUACUGGAACACUGUGAUUCGAUACGAUUGAACCGCGUAUUCAACAAAUACUCUCGAGUGCCAAAACGAAACUGGGAUCGGUUCUCGAUAUCACGACCGAACGCGAGAUGAUGGACAGGAAGAAAGGAAGGAAAGACACGACAGUGGCAGGGAGGGACAGCACAAGCGAGGGAAAUGUUUAAACACACGGCAAGAGGAGAGAACGGACCGCGAUUAAUCGAGUUAAUUGUUUGAUAUUCCUUUCCGUUUGUACGAAGAACGCCGUCACGACCGAACGGAAAAGUAUUGAAAAUCGUGCUUGUACACCGUCGUACUCCCUCUUUCUCUAUUUCUCUCUUUGUACUCUAUCGAAACGAGCAUCGGCAAGUUGCAAGAACGCUUCGUAUUUGCAGUAUUAAGUUUUCCAGACGGUUUUCUUGGGGUGGUCGGUGAAGUAAAGGAAUUCGCGUUUUGCGCUUCAACUGUGUCUAACGAAGCUUUUCUGUACAAAGAGGAAAGAACGGGUGGGAAUAAAGGGGGAGUGGAUGGAAAAGAAACGUGUUCGUUGAGAAAAUAAUAUACAUAGAGGGACACUCGUAGCCGAUGGAAACGAUCAUUGAUCGUUCGAUCGAACGCGUGUAUCAUCGUGCAGAACACACCUACAACGUGAACAGUCUUUCUUUUUCGUAACGUUGUCUUUUUCGAAAAUACGUUUUAUAUCUGUAAGGAAGCACUUAAGGAGACAAGCGGUCUGUUUGUACAUAAUCGAUCAAAACUACUCGAGAAAGUUGUAAAGGAACACGCAUAAGAAAAUGAAACAAAAUUCUACUCGUCUAAGUACUAUCCUUUACACAACUAUUAAUUAUUAACAACUCAUCGUUCGUCGAACGUUGAAUGAAACUCAACAACGUGAAAUGUAAUAACGCGAGCGAACUAGCAUUGCACGCGCCGAACCAUUUACUCUUUCAAAUAUUUUUAUGAUACUUUACUUUUUUUAUCUACGUUAUAAGUUUAAAACUAUGCAACACAACUAUAGGCGGUUAGCCAAUUAAUUAAUGUCUAAUGAUUAUGAUGAUGAUGAUGAUGAUGAUGAUUAUUAUUAUAAUUAUUUUUAUUUUUAUUAAUAGCGUAUAAAUAAUAUUACGACACAAUAUUAAACAAGAAAGAGGAGGUGAUAGGAAGAUAUAUUAAAAAAAAAAAAAAAGGAGCUAUUAAUUAACGUUAAAUUAAAGAUUGUCAUCGUCGUCGUCGCCGCCGUCGUCGAACGAUUCUUAUUCGUAUCUAAAUAGUACGAUUAAAGACGCAAGUGUACUUUUUGCUCCGAAUGAAUUCCGACAGUGUAUACCUAGGAGAUAAUGCACGCGCGCACGACACAUCGUCGAUUACGAGAUCUGUUAUUUCUACGAAGGAUACCGUGUAAGAUUAUAUAUUUAAGUAAUGUAAUUGGCUAUACGCUGUUACGCUAUUUAAUCUUUUAUUCGCAGAUGUAUUCGCGGUUGAAUCAACUUAAAUUAGAAUUAUUGUAAAUGUAGAGGCGACUAGAGACAAACUUGGUGUAUAUACAUAAUAUAAUAUUCGAAGGUACUAAAUUAACCAAAUAAAUGAAGCCUCACACCAAGAAACGCGAACAAGAUGGUCAAAUGAAAACGAGAUAAAUAACGAAUGAACACGGGUGAAGAGGAACGACACGGUGAGACGAACAAAGUAAAGAAAGAGAGUUAACAAAAUGAAGGAAAGAGUAAAGUGAACUAAAAAACACACACAAAGGAAUGAUACAAAAAAAAAAAGAAAAAAAAAGAGAAACUUCGGGACUCGAGUAUAUAUCACAAUCUUUUUAUAUUUGCCUAAGAUUAAUCGAAUACAUUACACGUUAGGCGAUUACUAAUUUAUUUAAAUAAAUAUAAAACUCGAAUGAUUUUUUCACGUUUCUAACACGCAUACACACAGACACAUAGAAAGAAAAAUCACGUCGAUUGAAAUGUGAUCUUCUUUUCAGAAACAUUACAAACGACCGAUACACAAUUAUACUAAAUACUAUAAAAUAAUCUAAUCGGAGCUGUGUUCGUUCACACGCAAAAAGCAAAGACCACCGAGACGGGAAUUUUUGAUUCACAGCGAACUGUUUUUUCACGUACCAGGUGCAUCGAAAUUUCCUUUCGUUACCAUUUAACGAAAACGACGAGGAUAUCCUUUUGAUUAAUCGUCGAUGAAAUUCGGCAUCGUUCUCGAUCCGAAUUCCGCAACGUCGAACGCGAUUUCGAGCGAAAAACGGACGCGCAAAAUUCAAAGCGAAUCGAAUUGCCGCGCAGGCUAUUCGAAUGCUUCUCUUUCGUUGAUUCCUUUAUAAAUGAAAGUAUAGAGAAAGGAAACAUCGACAAGGAGAAAGAAAGAAAAAAUCAAUGAAGGAAGGAAAAGAAGAAGAAGAAGAAGAAGAAGAAGAGGAAUUCCUUUGGGUACAAUGUAUGCGCGUUACUGCGAUCGCGCCUCGAAAUAACACCACUAUGUGUAUUAAUUGAAAACGUGGUCGUCGUUGAAAAAAGAAAGAAAAGAAAAAAAAAUUAAUAACGAAAGACACACGACACACUGUAGAAAGAUUUAUCUUUACGAUAGCGGUUACGAAUUAAUGUUACAAAGUAAGAUCCUUCGAUAGCAUUAACAGUAUAUCCCUGUAAAAGAUGCAAGUAGUUGAGAAAACAAUUCUCCACUGUAACGAUAUAAAUACGCAUUCACCGUACAUUCAUUCGUUCGUUCGUUCGCUCGCUCGCCGUUUGCUUGCUUCAUCAAAAUACAUGUGUAAAUUGAUCAUCAAUGCUUACCGAGAAAUGGACAUGUUUAACGAAGUUAGGAGUGACUCGAUAAGUAUUGUAAGAUCCGAUGGAUUUUCAAGAUCUUUAAAACAAAAAAAAAAACAAAAAAUGAGGGCUGAACGGAUGACAUAAGACACCUUAACGAUUCGAGAAACGGCGGGCGCACGCUUUGGUCGCGUCGCGUUUGCCCGCGUGUUGCACCGCAUCGGCGAACAAACUUUUGUGAUUUUUAUUUUAUUUUGUAAGUAGUAAAAGGGAUAGCGAAACACAGGAAUAUCCAAGUCCGAGUCUGAUCGGAUCAGGUCCGGUUCCGUCAUCCAUCCAGCUGUAUCACUUCGCCCUGCACGCGCCCGCGCGCGCAAUACAUACACGUGACAAUUUGUAGAUAGGUACGUACAUACAGCUUUGCUAAAUGUUUUCUGGUGAUCGGUAUCUAGCCAACAAAAUGUAGCAGAAACGUUUAUAAUAAAAUGGUGACACACGUUGUUUCCCAAUUAAGAUUCCUUUCGAAAUUGUACGCGCGUAAUGGAAAGAGACUAAGUCAAAACGCACCAACUACCAGUUUACGUAUAUAUUUUAUUUUCAUUUUGAUUUGUACGUUCGCAUUUUAGUUGCGAAUAACAAGACCCGUACUUCAACGAUAUUUUAAUUAAUGAAUGUCGAACGAACGCGCCAUUUUUAUAAAAUCUCGUUCAAACAAUGUAACAUUACCGCUUAGUCAAAUAUGAAAUUAUUAAACUUCGUUUCCACAUGA
This is a messenger RNA of Osmia bicornis bicornis, 8181 nucleotides long. RefSeq names its product serine/threonine-protein kinase MARK2-like. The transcript has 17 exons. NCBI's taxonomy places the organism in Eukaryota, Metazoa, Arthropoda, Insecta, Hymenoptera, Megachilidae. The coding region runs from base 838 to 4272 and encodes 1144 amino acids. Gene Ontology annotation, biological process: protein phosphorylation; intracellular signal transduction; microtubule cytoskeleton organization. Gene Ontology annotation, molecular function: ATP binding; protein serine/threonine kinase activity; tau-protein kinase activity. Gene Ontology annotation, cellular component: cytoplasm. The record is from RefSeq and is a predicted model, not a curated record.